AUGAAAAGGAUUAAAGGUGUCAGACCAAAUCAAAUUCCUGAAGAUAUUUUAAACAACCCAGAGCUGGCUAGAUGGAUGGAAUUGGUCCCCAAAAACUAUAACUUUGAAAUACACAAAACUCUGUGGAGGAUCAGGGAACUAAAUGCCAAGAGAGUCGGACUCCAAUUUCCUGAAGGUUUGCAAAUGUACGGCUGCCUUCUUUCAGAUAUUUUAUUAGCCAUAGGCGGCUUAGAAGAUGUGAUUAUUCUAGCUGACGUAGUCUAUGGCGCAUGCUGCAUUGAAGAUCUCACAGCUAAUGAGCUGCAUUUAGACUUGCUCGUUCACUAUGGGCAUUCGUGCUUAAUCCCAAUCAAUGAAACUUGCAUGAAAACUUUAUAUGUUUUUGUUGACAUUGCAAUAAACAUUGACACAUUAGUCAAUACUUUAAUACACAAUUUCCCUGACCCAAAUGAAAAAAUUGCUCUGGUCUCCACCGUACAAUUUGUGGAAAGUGUCACAAUCGCUAAAAAAAUGCUCGAUGAAAGAGGCUAUACAAAUUUUAUUAUUCCUCAGGCCAAACCAAGGACAACAGGGGAGCUUCUUGGAUGUACAUCUCCUGCAAUUCCUGAGCAAAUUAUUAUAUCAGUAAGUGAUGGGAGAUUUCAUUUGGAAGCUGCGAUGAUCCAAAACCCAGGCUCAAGGUUCUUUAGAUACGAUCCUUAUCAGAACAAGAUAUAUGCAGAGUAUUACGAUCUUAAUGAAAUGAAGGUGAGAAGGAAUGCUUCUAUUGAAGCUACAAGGAAUGCGAAACAUAUUGGGUUAGUUUUAGGGACACUGGGAAGACAAGGGAGCAUUCAUAUUUUAAGCCAGCUGGAAAAACUGCUGCAGGGGAUUGGGAGGAAAUACACAGUGUUUUUGAUGUCAGAUGUUAGCCAGAGCUCUAUUAACAAAUACCCAGAAGUGGACGCAUGGGUUGAAAUAGCAUGUCCGAGGCUUGCAAUCGACUGGGGUGCUGAAUUCACAAAGCCAAUGCUAAACCCUUAUGAAUGUUUUGUUGCGUUCAAAAAUCUGCCGCUGGACUAUCCUAUGGACAAUUAUAUGUAUAACGGAGGAGAAUGGAGUGUCUAUACAUCAAAAGAAAUUGAGACAAAGUCAUAA
Molecule: messenger RNA, 1137 nt
Organism: Blepharisma stoltei
Lineage: Eukaryota; Ciliophora; Heterotrichea; Heterotrichida; Blepharismidae
Source: the annotation of a GenBank genome assembly